Dermacentor albipictus is the source of this 1563-nucleotide messenger RNA. Its product is annotated as NADH dehydrogenase [ubiquinone] 1 alpha subcomplex assembly factor 4. Gene Ontology annotation, biological process: mitochondrial respiratory chain complex I assembly. Lineage: Eukaryota; Metazoa; Arthropoda; Arachnida; Ixodida; Ixodidae. The record is from RefSeq and is a predicted model, not a curated record. Gene Ontology annotation, cellular component: mitochondrion.
CCAGAUAAGCGUGGCUUUGGCUUUUGGUUGCAGUCUGCAAUAGCCAUGUGUUCUCAAAAACUAAAAUAAACAAGCAGUUUACCUUGCUAGUUUUAGGUAUUUAUUAUGGGAAACCGGCUGGCGGCCUUCGUUAGCAAGCCCGUCAGGGAUUUUAAUAUCGAAAACCGUGUAGACAAGGUUAUCAGCGUCGGAAAACCCAAGGCGGCUCCUCGUCAUCCGAGCGACGCCAAGCACGAACCCGAGACGGCGCUUGCCGAUGCAAGCAAGGUGCUUGAAAAACGGGAGGAUCUUUUGGAGCGUUUGAAAGGCGUGAAGGUGGUCUCGUCAGAUCCGAAGUCGCAGGCACAACAAAGUACGCCACUUGAGUCGGGCCGGCCACUUCCACAGAGCCGGGCAGCACCGCAGCAGUACAAGUACGGCUUCUUCGAACCGAGUGUGGUGCCCCGGGGGCGACUGACGCUGCGCCAGGCAACGCAGCUGCUGGCCGAUGCGAAGAAUGACCCAAACACGUUCAGUCCCAAGGCCCUGGCUGCACAGUACAGCCUUGAUGAAAAGGAUUUGCACAACGUGCUGCGCUACUUCAGCGUCUUCCGCGUUCACUCUUGGGAGCGUACUGAGCGCGAUGACCUGACCAGCAUUGGCAUGAUGAAAGCCGCGCUACUUCAGACAAAGCAAGGCCCAGCUGCGAAAGAGAGAUCAGACGGCACGGAUGAGGAGGUCGCGAAAGAAGGUGAACAGAAAGUUGGCAAACAAGGCAGUAGGACGCUUGACACUAAGAAGUGAUAAGUGCGACUAAGACAGAAGUUGAGUGUAGGACACUGUGAAUGUGUGCAUGUAUGGAUGAUGUGGCAAGGGUAGGCAUAAGUGGUACGUGUAGAAUGUGAACGAUGUAACUCCUGUAGAAUAUGAAGACCAGGCUUGGAAAAUGUGAACAUCCAAGACCAGGACAAGAACUAACAGAAUCGAUCGGGUGACAAGCAGUGCAACAAAGUCAAUGAUAAUGAGAUAAUGCUUCGAAGCUGUAAAAUGAAUUGAGGGUCUUGUCUCCGCAAUGGUGCACCGAAAUGGUUCUAGAUAGCAGUUGUGGAACUUGGCGGUAGUUGCCAAUAGUUGAUGGUAGCUAACAGAAGUGGGCCCAGUGACAAAGAAUGCUUGCAGCUGGCUGGCCUGAAGAAUAUGUUUGUACUCUGUAUUUGACAGGCACAUCUGCAGCUGUCAGACUUUCUGUGGCACCACUCAAACUUACAAGCAGGUCAAUGCACUUAAUAACUGUAGGCCUUCGAAAGGACAAAACACACAUAGUGCAUGCUUUCAACUGGUUCAUUUGCAGGUGCAAAAAGUGCACCUGCACUUCCCAAUUUGAUAGCUGUACUGUGCUAGCUUACAGUCAAUGGGCAAGGCUUAUUUUCAAUACAAAGUUAUGCGUAUAAAAGAAAAAUGUAUCAGUCAUCUAAAUAAAACUGCUUUUUGGAUGCCACGAGUGCAGUGCACAUGAUUGAAUGUCAUAUGUAUGUAAAUAUGUACUUGAUGACAGGGUUUCAAAUAAACCAUUUGAAAAUAUGC